UCUCACUUUUUGUUCAUUUCAUUCGAUUUGGAUUAGAUUAUAUUCAUAUGGUGAGAACUAGAGGUGGUGCAUUCUUGAGUUUGAUACAUAUCCAGUGAGCGAGAAGCUGCAAUUUGAGGAUGGACAAGUUGUUAAUAAUCAAUUCAAGAAAGCUCCUGUGAAUCAAACUUCUGGAAAAGAAUAUGUUAUUAAUGAAGGUGUUCGUAGCAAUGCUAAGGGUGUUAUUCAAUUUGAGCUACCUGCUAGUUCAAUGUCUAAUGUGGAAAUCCGUUCAAUCGCUAUUGGUGUAAGUAUUUUGCCCUCUAAUUCUGUUUUUUUUUUUCCUUUUUUUUGUCACAAAUUAUUUUACUAAAUCUAAGUGCUACAUUUUUUUUCAUAGUAAGUUUAUAAAAAGUUUUUGCUCGUGAAAAGAGAUUUGGAAGUGGUAUCAAAUUUCUACAUGGAUGAGUUGAAAGUUUUAUUUCAGACUUGUAAACCUAAUGAUGCUUCCACUUCGAUACCUCCAAUGUCCCAAAGUGAUUUAUUCUUUAUGGAUCCUCGUGUUCAUGAUAUUGUUGAUGAGAUUGUGUCUCUUGUAAGUUGGGUAAGCAAAGUGCCUAUUGAUGAUAAUGGUGCACCUGCAAAAGAGAUUAAUGUUGUAGUUGGUGAAGUUCUAAGGAUAGGUUUUGAGCAUGUUUUGAAUAAUGGAAAAUCUAAAUGUUCCUUGCUGUGGAUGUUAGUCUAAUUGGUGAUAAAGUUACAUAUAUAACUCAAUAUAUGAAGUCAAGUAAUAAGGAUAUGAAGAUUUUGGAUACAGUUGUCCAGGAACUUGUUGACUACUACAUUAGUGAUUACCAUGGUUUCGAUCUCAAGUAAGUCAUGUCAUGGUUCUUUUUGUUAUUUAUUUUUCAAAUUUUAAUAAUAAGUGACUAUGCUAAUAUACAUGUGUGUUUUUAUAUACUUGUACAGUGAGGUGUUGGUAUCUUUUGGCAAACCAUUUGAGAUUACAAGGAAUGAUUUCCUUUCAUUAGGUGAACCGACUUUUGCUAUAUCUUCUGGUAUUAUUGAUUGUUGGGCUUUGUUGCUUAAUGAAAACCAGAAGAGUAGUGCACAUGUACCUCAAAAACUAUAUUUUGGUGUCUCUCAAAGUAUUUUUGUUCCUAUACUCUUGAGUGAGCACUUCUUCCUAAUUGUUGUGAAUUUGAAAGAAGAAAAGCUUCAGUUCAUUGAUAAUAUGAGUUAUGAUACGAAGUACAUGAGUGAGGUUGAGAAGUCCUCUGAUGUUCUGGUAAAAAUGUGAUGUUUUGGAUUUUAUUUGUAUUUUUCUAUUUAGGAUAUGUUGUAUGGAACCUAAAGUAUUAUUAUAUUAUGCCUAGAGUGAUAUGAUGAGUACCUUUCUUGGUCAAUGCCUUCCUCGAAAACAGAAUAAUGAUAGUGGCAUUUAUACUAUGGUCAACAUGCUUUACUUUGAUGGAGCUAAUGUGUUCAACUGCGAUGUUUUGAGAAUGGUUAUUAUUCUCAUUUUUUUUAUUUGGCUUUUAAUUUUUAUUAUAUUAACUAUUUCCUCCAUGGAAUUUAACUAGCUUUUUUAUUCUAAUUUUUGUUUUAAAUUAAUAUAUUAGGUUUCAAUUAGACGGGUAUUGAGAGCUUAGAUUGCUGGUACCCUGGUAUUGUCUGAUAUGAACACUGUUAGAGAUGAAGUUCUUAAAAAGCUAUC
This is a messenger RNA of Chenopodium quinoa (quinoa), 1696 nucleotides long. RefSeq lists its product as uncharacterized. The coding region runs from base 911 to 1279 and encodes 122 amino acids. NCBI's taxonomy places the organism in Eukaryota, Viridiplantae, Streptophyta, Magnoliopsida, Caryophyllales, Amaranthaceae. The record is from RefSeq and is a predicted model, not a curated record. The transcript is spliced from 2 exons.